GGGCCUGCAGGGGAGCGAACAUGGCAGCGCCGGAGUCCGGGAAGAGGGAUUUUUGCCCCUAGAGCGGGGAUUAACCCUCCUCCUCCCGCCUCCGGAUGCGUCCCUGGGAGACUCGCGCUUCAUCUGCCGCUCCGGAUUAUCCACCCGCCCACCCCCCUUCCCCCCACUCCCCCCACUCUCUUUCCCGGUAUUUUCUCUCCUCCUGGAGAUUAUCAGGUUUCCCGCCCCUCCCUCUCCGGGAUCCUCCACCUCCCCCCUCCGAGGGGAUUAUCUCCCCCCUUCUCUGCCAGAUUAUCCCCCCAGUUUGCUGUCCCUCCCUCCGCGUUUAUGCUCCUCCGCAGCCUCGCCUCUCGGGGAUUAUCUCCUCUCCCUUUGGGGUGAUUCUUCCUCUCCUGAUCUCUGCCCCGGCCUUUCCCUGCCUAUUUUCUACCUGAGGAAGUCAACACUCCCCUUCCGUCUGCCUCUGACUGGGGAAAGGGGCGAAAAUGUGGUUGUGAUCAGGUGGGCAGGAGUUUCCAGCAGUGCUGUCAUCUCCUCGGUCGUUGUACGAGUACUACAGCCAUGCAGCAGGUCUUAGACAACCUUACUGAUCUGCCGACAUCGACAGGCGCUGAAGAAAUAGACCUGAUUUUUCUUAAAGGCAUUAUGGAAAACCCCAUCGUAAGAUCGCUUGCUAAGGCUCACGAGCGACUGGAAGAUUCUAAACUUGAGGCUGUCAGUGACAACAACCUGGAGCUGGUGAAUGAAAUUCUUGAAGACAUCAGUCCCUUAGCAAAUAAGGAUGAAAAUGUUGCAGAAUUGGUUGGAAUACUCAAGGAGCCUCAUUUUCAGUCACUCUUGGAAGCACAUGAUAUUGUGGCUUCAAAAUGUUAUGAUUCCCCUCCUUCUAGCCCAGAAGUCAAUAAUUCUUCAGUGAACAACCAGGUUGUUCCAGUAGAUGCUAUUCGUAUCCUUGGAAUUCACAAAAGAGCAGGAGAGCCACUGGGAGUCACGUUCAGAGUGGAGAACAAUGAUCUGGUAAUAGCCCGAAUUCUUCAUGGAGGAAUGAUAGAUCGGCAAGGUCUUCUGCAUGUAGGGGACAUUAUUAAAGAGGUGAAUGGCCACGAGGUUGGAAACAACCCAAAAGAAUUGCAAGAACUGCUGAAAAACAUCAGUGGAAGUGUCACUUUGAAAAUUCUCCCCAGCUACAGAGACACUGUCAUUCCUCAACAGGUUUUUGUGAAGUGUCAUUUUGAUUAUAAUCCAUAUAAUGACAACCUCAUCCCAUGCAAAGAAGCAGGUUUGAAAUUUUCUAAAGGAGAAAUUCUUCAGAUUGUAAACCGGGAAGAUCCGAAUUGGUGGCAGGCUAGUCAUGUCAAAGAAGGAGGAAGUGCAGGUCUAAUUCCUAGCCAGUUCCUGGAAGAGAAGAGGAAGGCUUUUGUUAGGAGGGACUGGGACAACUCAGGGCCUUUCUGUGGAACAAUAAGCAGCAAAAAAAAGAAAAAGAUGAUGUAUCUCACUACAAGAAAUGCAGAAUUUGAUCGCCAUGAAAUCCAGAUAUAUGAGGAAGUAGCCAAAAUGCCUCCUUUUCAGAGGAAAACCCUGGUCUUGAUUGGAGCCCAAGGAGUGGGGCGAAGGAGUUUGAAGAACAGGUUUAUUGUGCUGAAUCCUACUAGAUUUGGAACUACAGUGCCAUUUACUUCACGGAAGCCAAGGGAUGAUGAAAAAGAUGGGCAAGCAUACAGAUUUGUGUCACGAGCUGAAAUGGAGACGGAUAUUAAAGCUGGCAGAUACUUAGAGCAUGGAGAAUAUGAAGGAAAUCUUUAUGGCACCAAAAUUGAUUCCAUCCUUGAAGUUGUUCAGACAGGAAGGACCUGCAUCUUGGAUGUAAAUCCACAGGCUCUAAAAAUACUGAGGACUUCAGAAUUCAUGCCCUAUGUGGUGUUUAUUGCUGCUCCAGAGUUGGAGACUUUGCGAGCUAUGCACAAGGCUGUGGUAGAUGCUGGAAUUACAACCAAACUUCUCACUGACACUGAUCUGAAAAAAACAGUGGAUGAGAGCGCGCGGAUCCAGCGAGCGUACAACCACUACUUUGACCUGACCAUUGUAAAUGACAACCUGGACAAAGCCUUCGAGAAGCUGCAGACGGCCAUCGAGAGACUGAGGCUGGAGCCUCAGUGGGUCCCCAUCAGCUGGGUCUAUUGAGUGUUCCAGAGGGAGCUUCAGUAACAAAUAAAGUCAGCAGCAGCAAACGUGACGUGUAGAUACUGAUGAUAACCUACAGCACCUGUGCAUUUUUACUCUGUGUAUAUUCAAAAGUACACUGUUCUGAAUUUUUAUAAAAAUGUUGAAGAGAAAGUGUACUUAAAUAUGUAAUUUAUUUUAAUUUUUCUAACUUUUUACAGAUAACCUUUCUAUUCAUAUCACAUGAAGGAAAUGCGUUUAAGCAUUUUUCUAUGUUUUGAUUUAGUAUCUUUGCCUUUUUCAUCUAGAGAAACUUUCAUUCACUUCAACAUUUACAUCGUGGUCUUACAUUUUCACUGUGAUUAAAAAAAGGAUACUUGAAACAAUUUUUGUAAAAUUUGUUAAUGUCAGUGUUUAACUGAUCAAAAGUCUAUAGCUCUUAUUAGGAAAGAACACUAAUUUCUUUGAGGUUUUUUUUCUUCUUCAAAAAAUAAUUUCAUGGGAGCAGAAUUUUAAAUAUUAAAAGCAGUAACAAAAACACAGGUCCAUUGCUCCAGCUGCUUUCAGCUUAAUGUUGGUGCAUUCCUGAUGUUUCAAAAGUUCUUGAUAUCUCUUGAUUUAGAUAACUUUUGUCUAGAUUCCCUUAUAUCUGUCUCCUAAAAUAACAUAGAGCAAUACCUUGCAAGCUGCUUAUUAUGCUUUCUUGGGAGCCAACCUGUUAGCCCAUUACAGUUGAAGUACUGACAUUAGAAAGUCAUACGCAAGGUAAUUCAGUGCAAUUUGAAUAAUGGUGAAGUAGCUUGAGAGAGAACCUGAUAAUGUGGAGCCUUGUAGGUGACACUUAAUGUUUAGGACUAUUUAUUCACACUUGUGAAAACACAUUGCUUAAAAAAAAGGAAAAAAAAGACAUUUUCUUUUCUUAGGACAUUGUUCUGUAUUUGUGUAGUGAUCUGUGGCUUCAUUUCCUGUGAUGUCUAGCUGGGUUCUAAAUUAUCUUUUAAAUAUUUGUGUGUGAUCAACUGCUGUAUUUUGA
This is a messenger RNA of Camarhynchus parvulus, 3196 nucleotides long. It is a transcript of the gene PALS2, whose product is annotated as membrane palmitoylated protein 6. Bases 562 to 2184 code for a protein of 540 amino acids. The record is from RefSeq and is a predicted model, not a curated record. NCBI's taxonomy places the organism in Eukaryota, Metazoa, Chordata, Aves, Passeriformes, Thraupidae. Gene Ontology annotation, cellular component: plasma membrane; cell-cell junction. Gene Ontology annotation, molecular function: protein binding. The transcript is spliced from 12 exons.